Cydia pomonella (codling moth) is the source of this 6386-nucleotide messenger RNA. RefSeq lists its product as uncharacterized. The transcript is spliced from 10 exons. NCBI's taxonomy places the organism in Eukaryota, Metazoa, Arthropoda, Insecta, Lepidoptera, Tortricidae. Bases 2269 to 3972 code for a protein of 567 amino acids. The record is from RefSeq and is a predicted model, not a curated record. Gene Ontology annotation, molecular function: protein binding.
GUUGUAACAUGCGUUAUAAAUAGCACAAGUAAACCUAUGCUAAUAUAUGCAAGUACUCUGUUGUUCUACGGUUAUUUUAAACAUCCGAAAGAAACGUAAUUUAGAAAGAAACGUAAGAUUUCUAACGCUCAAACAAACAAGUUUAAACUAUAACAAAUAAUCUCGGGGCACGGUAGUGCUCCCGCCAAGACGACCAAACCGAAGGGCAAGGGCACUACUUACCUUUUAUCGAAGCGCUUCGUCGUUUUUAGGGUUCCGUACCGAAAGGGUAGAACGGGACCCUAUUACUAGUGUUGCCAGGUGAACGGAGCAAAAUUAUCGUAUUUGUGUUUAAAUUAUUGUACGUCUAUCAAAAAGGCACUACUCCCAAAAUUUCUUGCAAAAUAAGCCUAAAUGUCGAAUGUAUAAUCAAAGAAAACGCAAUUUUCGCCUACAUUGCGCAAAAUAGGCUUUUUAUUUGUGUGUUUUUGUGAUAAAUAUCCAAACGGUUUACAGAAAAUUUGGACAUUUUUGACGUAAACGAAGGAGCCAAACACCCAAAAGGUGUUCAUUGUAGCCUAUUUCUCAAGGAUCAUAUUUUGCUUCAAAAACUAGACUUUUUGGGUGGCAUCGUCCAAAGGCUGAAAUUAACGUACUUUUGCGUACGAUAAUGCUCUUUGGACCGUACAUCUCGCACUUGUCCGGUUUUUUUUAACCCUUAUAACUUGGGCUUGGAUUAUACCAGAUAAACAAUAUUCUCGGGAUAUAAUAUCAAUAGUGGACUUAUUAAGCAUAAAAAAAUUCUAUUGCAUAGCUCUCAUACUUUAGAUUUUAAUCAUAUGUUUUUAGAUAUGAUUAAAACUGAUGAUCAUCAAAACUCUUAGGUUACUUCCUGAAGUCGUAGGAAGCUGAAAUUUGGUAUAUAUAGCAUAGUAUUAUUACACAAACAACAAAAAAAUUCAAAAACUGGAAUUUUGUAUAGGGAAGGGAAUCAAUAACCACUGAAACAAUUUAUUUGAAAUUUGAUAUAUACAUAUGUAGUUUUUGUUAUGGGGAAGGAUAUAAAAUAGUUUCAACCCUAAAAUCACAUCGUAAGGGUGAAAAGCGGGAGGAAAAGAGCGUUAGAGGGAAAAGGGGGCUGAGGUUUGUUUAGGGAAUCAGUAAAAAAGCAGAUUGUAUAAAUUGUGCCUCCAGAUACGUAUUUCAGGAUUUUUGAUACUAAAUAAUAAGGCUCGCACUGUCAAAAAGUUAUCAGAUCUCUUAUAGAGCCAAGCUUCUAUAUAACGUUACAAAGGGCUUGUAGAUUUAGAUGCUUGGCUCUACAAGAGAUCUGAUAAGAGUUUGUGAAGUUAGGGCAACUUCAAAAACUUUAAUAAUAAUAUCAUAAAUACAAAUUAAAUACGUGCGUCUAAGUAGUUUACAAAAAUAAAACAGAACCCCUAGUGUAAAUUUAUUCAAUAGCGAAACGUGACGUACGCGUUUGCGUUAAGUCUCAUUUUGUAUAGGAUUUAGAAACAGCGCGCCAAGCGGGACGUUUUGGAAACCCAAAAUCCCAUACAAAAUGAGACUUAACGCAAACGCGUACGUUAAGUUUCGCUAUCGAAUAAGUUUACACAAGGGGUACAGUUAUACUAAGGAAAGUCGUCAGUUUAACGCAACACUAACGUUGCGUGAUUGCUAAUUUAACUCAUGGUCCUUCGAGCCGGAUAACAAGAGUUUUAGAACUUCGGAAUUGUCUUUCUUUUAUAAACAUCUAGAAAUAAGAUAGGUUUUAGGGUAUCUUAAGGAACGAAUGUCCAAAUAGAUUUAUUAUGUAAAAUAACUAGUGGAAUGAAAAUGAAAAACAUUGACUGAAACAAAAUUGAAAACAAACAUGAAUCAAAUCGAACUCUAAACACAAAUAAUAUUUUUUGUACAAAUCGAACGAUUCCCUAUAGAUGCGAGUCAGCAAAUAACUUUUCUUAGUGAAUUACCGGAGGCGGUUGGCGCGGUUUCCCCUACAUGAUCAUCGAAACACAGUAAGAAGUAAGACUGUACUAGCUUUAAGUGUUCUUAGUGCCUUUCUCCUUUGAGGAGCAAGGCGGCCCUCCCGCCGUUCUCCCUCCGUUCGAGAGGGCCAUUCAGAGUCGGUUCGCGAAGCUCUCCGUGCUUGCUGCUUCAGUUUGGCGGGCUUAGCGUCAGUCAACAGUCGUGCGGUACCUAUACUGCCAACCUCGCGGACACGCUUCGCGGGAACCGACUCGCGGCAACAACCGACAACCCACCCCAAAGUUUAUGUGCGCGUGAAUCAUGUCUAUAAAAUCAGACUAUUUGAUGCUUUUACGAUGGUUCAUCGUAAUAAAUAUUGCUAUGAGAGCCCGAGGUGCACUUUUGGAUGCGCAAUGCCGCUCCAGCUCAGACUGCGCAGUGCGGAACGCGCACUGCGAAAAUGGACUCUGCGCCUGCGAUCCAUACUUCGCUAAAGUUGAUAACUCCACGUGUCUUGAGUCAACGCUAUUGGGCUCGGAGUGCGUCGUAUCGGAGCAGUGCACCCUGAAGGUGGCUUACAGUGCUUGUUUGGAAGGCGUGUGCCGCUGCACCGACGGUCAUCUGCAGUUCAGGAAGCACACAUGUCUUUCUCCUGCACCACCUGGACAUGUCUGCUACAGCAAUGAACAUUGUCGGCUAUGGGACAGAGAAAGUCAUUGUGAAUUUGUCAUACCCAAUCUUUUUGGUAGAUGCGCCUGUAACGCAUUUUACCGAUUAACCGGCGAUAAAUGUGUGGCACAAAAACCGACCUUGGUCACAGAAGCGGUUGUUGCUGAACAGGAAACUGUGUUAGUGGAUGCCAAUGGAACCAUAUUGGAAAAUACUGUGAGUCAUAAGUCGCCCACGGCAUCCGCAUUUGUAAAUUCUGUGUCCGAAGAUUCUUUACGGCCAGCAAACACAUUCACGGAUACGUCAGAAGAUAUCAAGCCUAGUAAUUUACCACUGUUUACGAACAAAAACGAAAUACUAAGCACACAAGAAGAUAGUCCGCUAAUGCAGGCUGUUAUGAAAGUUCCCGAACCAACGAAAAAACUGCCGGUGUCAAACCGCAAAGAUGGAGAACCUAAUGAAACCGUUGGUAUCGAUGAAUUAACUGCCAAUUUGCAUGCAAACGAUCAACCCAUCUAUAGAGUUGUGACGCAACCAUCCUUAGAUAAGAAAAGUAAUAAAAAAAACGGAACACCUAAAGACCAGCAGAAGUACAAAACAGGACAUCAGAAGAAAUCAUCCUUGAAAGAUAAACACCGUAUCCGAGCAGAUUCCGUAGCUGAUAUCGGGCCGGCCUCUCUCGGAAUGCCUUGUUUAACCGACUCACAGUGCCAUCUUGUUGAUCCUUAUACGCGAUGUCUCAACAAACGCUGUGACUGUGCGUAUCGGACUAAUUCCACUUCGGCGUGCUCAGCGAGAAACAGAGGAUGCUUGCCGGGGACAUUCCAGUGCCGUUCGACUGGGGCGUGCAUCAGUUGGUACUUUGUCUGUGAUGGCCGAAAAGAUUGUCCCGACGGAUCCGAUGAAACUUGUCAAGGUACCGGUAAAGAUGGUACUGGUGAGCGGUGUCCCAUGCACGCGUUCCGUUGCGGCGGCGUGGGAUCUCAAUGCGUGUCGCGGGCGGCGCGGUGCGACGGAACACCUCAGUGCCCGGGAGGAGAGGACGAAAGGAACUGCCGGGCUACAAGGAGAAAAGGAUGUCCUCGCCAUACGUUCCGCUGUGGCUCUGGGGAGUGCUUGCCUGAGUACGAAUUCUGCAACGCCAUAGUGUCCUGCAAGGAUGGCUCGGACGAGCCUAAACAUCUCUGCAAUGAGCAGUCACGAUGGCGGGCCGCGGACUUCUGCCCGCUGCGUUGCGGGAACGGGCGCUGCAGGAGCACGGCGGUGGCCUGCUCGGGCCGGGACGGAUGUGGCGACAACAGUGACGAGAUCGCUUGCACCGUCUGUAGAUGUCCAGCACCACAAGAUAAACCUUGAAUUAGAGUGGAGCUCAACGAAUCAUUCUAGUGAACAUUCUUGACUGUCAGAUCUCAACUUAUAGUGCAUUUAUUAUUUGUCGAGUGAGAUCGUUCUGUCUCUGUAUACACCGCGAUAUCCGAGGCUGCUCAAAUGGGAACACUGCCUUUGAAUAUAAUGAGUUCUAUGUUUAAUUCUUAGCAAUAUCACUUCUGCCUAUAAAUGAGGCAAGUAAAAAACGGGACAAGAACCCUAUAAAACAUGGAGAGAGUAAAAGUAGAGGCACUUAUUUCAUGGACAUCUAAGUAGAACUCAUCAACGAGAAUGUACCCAACUAUAAAACAGUACGGCUACCAGGAGUUGACACUUGACGUUUACACGCUAGCGACUGCGUGAACUCGAUUGCAGUCCAUCUCGCUCGCACUGAUUUAUUGGUGCGAUUAAGAGGGAAUAAUUGCGUAAAUGUCAAAUGGUAACUCAUGGUAGCCGUGCAAUAGUUCUUAACCAGUAAGUAGUUUGUGGACCACAGAUGCGGUCUCUGGGAGUGAGAGCACCUCCGCGAAUCUAUAAAUUGAACGACGUUUUGUCGGCUUUAUUUGUCAUGGGUAUUUAUUUCCAAACCGAAAUUUUAUCGAGUAGGUCCUUAUGAUUGAAAGAAAUAUCUCCUACUUCAGUAAUUCUUAUUACUGAAGUAGGAGAUAAUGCGCCCUACAACAAGUAUUUGCCUCUCCUCUGCCUGUAUUUGAAGCACUAGUCCUAUGUAGGUAAUAUAACUUACCCUCUCAUUUGACUUUAUUUUGGACUUGGAAUUCUAACUAUAAGAUGUACCAGUAUCUAUAUCUUUCUAUCUUUAAGUAAGUGUUUCUGAUUUGAUUUUUAUUACACAUGUACCGAGCGUCUGUGCACGUAGAUUCUUAAAAAAAUAUGUAUACAAUUAAGAUAUAACGAAUUUGAAUAAUUUAUUAUAUAACUACACUAGCGAGCAAUGUUCUAAGUAUAGGCAGUGGCACGAUAAUAAUAGAAAUAAAUAAUAGUACGUUUAACUAGGUCAUACUCAAUAAGACUGAGGAGUAAUACUCUGGCUCUAAUUAACGUUUUUAGAAUAAAUAUUACCACUGCACUGUAAAUAUUAGUAAUUCGUAGGUCUGCGCUUAUUUACAGUUGAUAAUGAUAAUAUUAUAAUAUACACAUUAAUACAGAUGUGCGAGUUGCGAAAAGUUUCCAAAAAGUUGGAGAAGUUCUCAGGAAUAUCGGAAAAAUUUCACAGGAAACAAAGGAAACUUUCAUUUGGAAAAUAGAAAAUAUCGAUUGCCAUACAAAAAUAUGAGAAGAUUCGGAAAUUUUCCCUCGUGGAAUACCUAUUAUGGAAGGUUUCUGAACGUUCAGCGUUUGCAACGCAUGGCAAAUUAUUAGCGAAGAGUGACGUUUGCCAAGUCGAUUUAAUAGACAUCAGAAGUUAAAUUAUAAAUAGGAAACUGUCAACAAUAAAAAAAAUUGAGAGUCAUUUUCGCUCAAGCUGUCUAAAAUAAAUAAGGAGUCGAUCCAUCCUAUUGGUUUUUUAUUUUUGUUCCAGUCUCAUCAUAAACGGUUAAUUGUGAUCGCCCAACGAGCUCGCUCUAUCCUAAAUAUAAAAUUAGUAUUUGUUAAUGGACAUACACCUUGUCUAAUUGCAUCUUAUUAGUAUUCAAAUCAUAAAUAUUAAAUUAUACUUAGUUGUAAGCAGCUAAAUAUAAGUACAUACGUAUUAAUUCUUUUAAAAUACUAUGAUAACUUAAUUGCUUAUGAAUUGAACGUUCCAUAAGAUUUAAAAGCUUUGUUUAAAGUAAAAUAGCGGUAUUUUACUUCAAUCAAAGUUUAAAAGAUGUAAAUCUCUAUCAAAGAUCCCUAAAGCGAAGUAAUAUUGUCAAAAAUGUCGUAAUAUUAUGGGCAAACGCCAUCACCACCACUGCCCUUCUAAGCUAAAAAGCAGUAUUCCAAAUAAAUAAAUAAACGAACAUUUAGAUUGAGAUUUUAAGGGACACGUUAACAUUCAAUUUUCACUUCAAUUUUUAGCUUAGCAGGGCAGAUCAAGGGUUAUUGUGAGUCAUAAGAAGUAGAUUUAUUUUUUAAUCUGUUACUUUGAAUUUAUAGUUGGCACACUUAGCAAAAUAAAAUUACGGGCUCUGUGGAACUAUGUCACAUUAAAUGUCGUAGGUAUGUAAGUUAAAAUAAAUCGUGAGAUAACUCCUAAAUUGUCAAUUUGACAAAAAUCUAUGAUAGCCCACAACUGUGUUUUGUUAAGUGUUCAUAUCUUUAGAAUAUUGUAAGUUAAUUAAUUAUGGCUCAGUAAUAUUUAUGUUCAGAAUAAAGAUUACCCAUAGAAUUAUAAAACUGGUUGUAAUAUAGCGUGUUUUAUGUGUGUGAAUGUGAUAUUUAUUAAAUUACGAUAAAUUAUU